This is a messenger RNA of Vitrella brassicaformis, 1799 nucleotides long. The record is from the annotation of a GenBank genome assembly. NCBI's taxonomy places the organism in Eukaryota, Vitrellaceae.
GUGCUGUUGAUUUGGUGAGUCCUCCUAAAGUGGCGGAGGACGACGGGCCUUGACAAAUGACGAUACUGACGAGGAGAUUCAAGGCAACGCCAGCUGCGCCCAUCCCGCGGACGGCCGAUAUUCGAUGUUGCUGCGGACGGGCGGGUCGUGCGGCUGUCGGUGCUGUUGGUAGAGGUGGUUGGGAGGGAGGGUCUGGUCGGUGUCGAUCUCGGGGAUGGUCAUCUCGAAGCCGUCCUCGUCCUUGACGGCCCGCAGUGUGUCGCCGUGCUGGAACAGCUGGAAGGCCACGCCGUCGCCGAAGUGGAUGUGGGGGCCGACCAUCUUGAGCUGAGCCAACACGCAGGGAUCGGCCAAAUACGCCUGCACACACAACAUAUCAACACACCACACACCGAUUGAGAGCCAUCCUUUCUCCCUCCCUCCCUCCCUCGGUUGGCUUACCGUCGUGUUUGGGUAUUGGUGCAGAUCGUCACUAGUGAGCCUCACAGGCAGCUGGCAGCUGCCGCACUGCCCCGCCAGCUCGAUCGCCCCGCCCAUCUCAUCCCAGCCGCCCGCCUCAAAUCACACACAGCGCCGCCGGCAGGUCACCCACACCCAGCUGCUGCUGGUCGAAGGUCAGCAGCUGCUGUCCGUUGGCCGUCCGUCGCAGCCCCGCCUCUGCGCUGAGCGAAUGGGUGAGCCGCUGCUGCAGCUGAGGCGCUCCGAAGAGGCCUCUGGCCCAGCUGCAGGACUUCCUCAGACGCAGCACAUCCUGCAGCGGAAAAUCGCUGCCGCGCUGGGCGAGGACGUACCAUACGGGGUGCUGCUGCUGCUGCUGCUGGGGGUGCUGGAUGCCCGUGGAGGCGGCAGCUGCACAACCCGGACCAACCGACCCACCUGAAGGCACCACACAGCACAGCACAGGACAGUAAUUACGAUAUGCAGUCCACCAACAGCAGCUGAUGCUUUGCGUACCUCCGCUAUGCCCACCACUAUCAGCAGCAUGGCUGAUGUCUACGCGUCUACGCUUCUUGGCGCCGCCGUCAUCAGCAGGCACCUGACCAGCAAAUGAUCCACAUACAUGAGCUCCUGUGGGUGUGGGUGUGAACUUGUGCAUACCGCUCUGCCCUGCUGUGCAUUGUUGUCGGUCUCGUUCGGUCCCACAGCACCGCCAGCAGCCAUGCGCUAAGACGGACACACACAAGAAAGGGAUUGACCGGCCUGUGUGUGCCAUUCAGUCAUUGAUCAUUCCAUCCAUUCUCACAUGUGUGUUGCAGUCAGUGGCGAUCUGCGCCAGCUGCUUGCCGAGGGCCGAGUGGGUAUCGCUGAGAGUCUCCAGAACGGUCGACAGGCUGCCGUCCACCAUCUCACCUUCCUGCAACAAAGGCAGAAAGACGGGCUGGCCAGUGAGUGCAGCAGCUCGGCCGUGCGGUCUCUGUGACGACCUGUUUGUUGUCGGUAUGUGUGGCUAUCAUCUGUUCGGCCAGAUCAACACCAGACAGAAAACUAGAGGCAUCCUGAAAGCCAGGAGCGGCGCAGCAAUGUCAGUGUGGAUCCCUCCCCUUCUCCCUCCCCAUCUCACCGAGCGCAUCGCGCGGAUCUUCUGCAGAAGGUCACCACCGCUACCACCGCCACUCCCACCUGUGUGUCACAUUCCCGUCAGGCAAUGAAUGACACACAAACGGGUCGCGCCACGUCCAUCAGUCAAUUGUGUGGUUACACUGCAUGUGCUCUCCAUCCAUUCACCGCUCACCUCUGGUGGACGGCGCCGGGCCGUCACCGUCAUUGUUUGUGUCCAUCGGGAGAACACGCUCACCUAC